This is a messenger RNA of Lactuca sativa (garden lettuce), 547 nucleotides long. RefSeq names its product H/ACA ribonucleoprotein complex subunit 3-like protein. Gene Ontology annotation, cellular component: box H/ACA snoRNP complex. Gene Ontology annotation, biological process: positive regulation of telomerase RNA localization to Cajal body; rRNA pseudouridine synthesis; ribosome biogenesis. Lineage: Eukaryota; Viridiplantae; Streptophyta; Magnoliopsida; Asterales; Asteraceae. Gene Ontology annotation, molecular function: snoRNA binding; telomerase RNA binding. The record is from RefSeq and is a predicted model, not a curated record.
UAAGGGUUCAUUUUGUCAAAUUUCAUAAUAUCAUUGCCGCGAGUGGAUAAUAUAAAGCCCUAAAACCCAGAGAUAAACCCUAGUAUUUUUCGCCGUCGUCGAUCAUCGGAAGACUUUAUCUGACAGUCGCCGUUCUUCUCCUGCUAAUCAAGUAUACUCAAUCAAGAUGUAUCUCCAGUUUUACAUAAACGAAAAUGGUGACAAAGUUUACACCACCAAGAAAGAGUCACCACUUGGACUUGCCACGCAGUCUGCUCAUCCUGCUCGGUUUUCACCUGAUGAUAAGUUCUCAAGGCAAAGAGUUCUUUUGAAGAAACGUUUUGGAUUGCUGCCAACUCAAAAACCACCUCGCAAAUACUGAAUAGUUUGUUUAUGGUUUUGACAACACCAAUUUGCACUUGUAAAAUGGGAAUUUUGGCCAUGGUUGCAUUGUUCUUGAUAUGAUCCACAAGUAACAUAAUCAAUAUUUCUACCAAUUUACUUUUUGAUGGAUCUAUUUGGGUUAUUUUUGAUCUUUAAAUGCAUGCAAAUGGUGUUAUUCAAACUA